AUGAUGGAUGGUAUACUGUACAAGGGCAACGGUGAGAACAUUUUCAUUUCUCAGCAGCCCCCUGUCAUCAGCAGCAUCAUGGGAAAUGGCCGCCGCCGCAGCAUCUCCUGCCCCAGCUGUAAUGGGCAGGCAGAGGGAAACAAGCUACUGGCACCCCUGGCUCUGGCCUGUGGAGCAGAUGGCAGCAUCUUUGUCGGAGACUUCAACUACAUCAGAAGGAUCUUCCCCUCUGGGAAUGUUACCAGUGUCAUGGAGCUGAGCAACAAUCCUGCUCAUCGUUACUAUGUAGCCACCGACCCAGUAACGGGACAGCUGUAUGUAUCAGACACCAACUCACGUCGAAUCUACCGACCCAAGAUGCUCAGUGGUGCCCGUGACCUCAUCAGUAAUGGAGAAGUAGUGGCUGGUACAGGUGAACAGUGUCCUCCAUUUGAUGAAGCGCGAUGUGGAGAUGGAAGAAAAGCUACAGAGGCACAACUCCUGGGACCUAAAGUAUCACAGGUCAAAGGUCGUGCAGAGGUCAGGUCAUUGCUGCCCAGCACUGUGGAGAUGAUUCCGUUACGAUCCACUUUCCUGAUCAUAGUCCCGUCCACAAAGUAG
Messenger RNA from Morone saxatilis (striped sea-bass), 600 nucleotides. Its product is annotated as teneurin-3-like. The coding region runs from base 1 to 600 and encodes 199 amino acids. The record is from RefSeq and is a predicted model, not a curated record. The transcript has 6 exons. NCBI's taxonomy places the organism in Eukaryota, Metazoa, Chordata, Actinopteri, Moronidae. Gene Ontology annotation, biological process: neuron development; heterophilic cell-cell adhesion. Gene Ontology annotation, cellular component: neuron projection. Gene Ontology annotation, molecular function: protein homodimerization activity; cell adhesion molecule binding; protein heterodimerization activity.